CUUGACCUUGAAGAUGGUGAGUAGCCAGCCAAAAUACGAUCUAAUAAGGGAGGUUGGUCGUGGCAGCUAUGGUGUGGUGUAUGAAGCAGUAGUGAGAAAAACCUCUGCACGUGUUGCGGUGAAGAAAAUUCGGUGUCAUGCUCCAGAGAAUGUAGAACUAGCCUUGCGUGAGUUCUGGGCACUUAGUAGUAUUAAAAGCCAACACCCAAAUGUUAUCCACUUGGAAGAAUGCAUAUUGCAAAAAGACGACAUGGUUCAGAAGAUGUCCCAUGGUUCCAGCUCUUCACUUUAUUUACAGCUUGUAGAGACCUCCUUGAAAGGUGAAAUUGCCUUUGAUCCCAGAAGUGCCUACUAUCUUUGGUUUGUGAUGGAUUUUUGUGAUGGAGGUGAUAUGAAUGAAUACCUCCUAUCCCGAAAGCCCAGCCGUAAGACCAACACUAGUUUUAUGCUUCAGCUCAGCAGCGCCCUGGCUUUUCUGCACAAAAAUCAGAUCAUCCACCGUGACCUCAAGCCUGACAACAUCUUGAUCUCUCAAAGCAGGAUGGAUGCUAGUGACUUGGAACCUACUUUGAAAGUAGCUGACUUUGGCCUAAGCAAGGUUUGUUCAGCAUCAGGACAAAAUCCCGAAGAGCCUGUGAAUGUAAACAAAUGUUUUCUGUCUACAGCUUGUGGCACAGACUUCUACAUGGCUCCUGAAGUUUGGGAAGGCCACUACACUGCCAAAGCAGACAUUUUUGCAUUGGGGAUUAUAAUCUGGGCAAUGUUAGAAAGGAUCACUUUCAUAGACACAGAGACAAAGAAAGAACUCUUGGGGAGUUAUGUGAAGCAAGGGACUGAGAUUGUACCUGUUGGAGAGGCAUUGCUGGAAAAUCCAAAAAUGGAAUUACUCAUACCCGUUAAGAAAAAGAAAAUGAAUGCUCGCAUGAAACAGCUGAUUAAGGAAAUGCUUGCUGCUAACCCACAAGACCGGCCAGAUGCUUUUGAAUUAGAACUCCGGUUAGUCAAAAUUGCUUUUAAAGACAGCAGUUGGGACACGUGACUUCUGAAGUACUUUGCCUUUUUGGCAGAAAUGUGUGUGUAACAAUGGUGCCGCAUUUUAUAGAAGCAAAAACCAGACUAACCCACAUUUAAAGUGUCAGGGUUCCAUAUGUUUUCCCCAUUGCAUUUCUCUUUAUUUUUGUAAACUAAGCAAAGGUGGCUGUUCUUGUUUCAGUAUCCAAAUAUGUAUAUUCCCAAAUUACACUUGUAAUAAGCUUUCCAACUUGUCAGGAAAAUUGACAAGUUAGGCAAUGGUUUUCUAGGAAUAUUUUAUGGAAUAUUUCAAACAUUCCAAUUUCUUACUGCAGAAUCUUGAAUGCCCUUGAAGGAGAAGACUUGCAUGCUGGUAAUGCAAAUCAUUCAACUUUGUAGAGUAAAUGUGUAUAUAUUUAUGUCAUAAUGGGUGAUGUAACCCCUUCCAGUACAGAAAAGAUAUGUCCCAAAUUUAUAGGAUUCAUAGAAUUGGAUGACUGUGACACAUCCUUUGAUUCCCCAGCUUCUGUGUCCAUUCUCCUUUUUUUCCCCUUAAAACAGUGUGAUGACACAAAAUGAGAUCUACAGUAUGAUGCACUAGGAACCUCUGAUUUGAGCACUGUAGGGAAAAUCUUAGUUUGGAAGAUUGCAUUUGUUUGGAAGGUUUCACUAAGUAUGCUGAUGGCUCAUUCCAGUUCAGGUGCCAACACUUUGUCAUGAUGCAUUUAGCUUCAUUUUUCAAGGAUAACAAAAUGGUUAUUUGGUAGACCAGAGUUACUGGUCACACGUAUAUUUUGUAUUUGAUAUUCAGUCUUAUUACUUUUAAUUCAGGAAUUUAAAAAAAAACUUUAUUUUUUUAAAAAAGGAAGAAGAUCUUUCUGAAAAUCUUCCAGUGUGGUUCCCUCAAAAUUUAGUUUGUUGUCUGGCAGAGAUUCAUUUCCUCUGUUUCCCCAUACAUUUUGGGUGAAAGUUAUAGAAAGUUGGGCACUAUUUUCCUAACACAUGUACAGACAGCAGCAUGUACAAGUGGCUCAACCAGAGGCCUAAAUAUUCAUUCCACUACCACUGUGUCACACUGAUGUUCCAUUACUACUGUUGCCCACUAUACUGGAUCAUAACUGGAGUCUUUAUUGCUAAACUGAGGUUUUCCCUCUUUUUGUUCUUCUGAAGCACUCAGCAACCUGCCUCUCUCCCAAGUUACUUGGUUGGCAGGCUGCAGCAUCUUGUUCAUACAUACAAUUAAAAAGGAUUGCACUCUUGGUGCAGCAAACAGAAAUGAAAACUUUUGAUUUGUGAGUAAAUAGAUAAAUUUCAUAAGAGGAAGUGGUGUUGUAUAUGUCUUCAUUUUAUUGUUGAAAGCAUUGUAUUGUACAGGUUGAAACUGUCCUGAUGCCAUCAGCCACAGCCUGGAAACCAGAAAGGGAAUUGCCCUAUGUUUUCUUACAAGAAGCACUGCAGAAAUUAUGCUUUAAAAUCCCUGUCUGAUAUGCCUAGGAUCUGAAAAAUAGAUAAGAAAAUGUGUUGGUUUACUCCUUAGCUGCUAUGUCCACAUUAAACAAGGGGCAUUCAAGGGGAUAUAUUUCUUAAACUUGAAAAAUACAUGUUCUUUUGUUCAAGGUGUAGUUAUCUGACAUGUAGUAUAAUCCUAUGCUUGCUAAUAGGAAACAAGUCUCACAGAGUUCAGUGAAAAUUAUUCUUAGGUAAGUAUGCAUAGGAUUGUAACUUUAAUAGUUUAUACAAUUUUGGAAAAAACAUUAAAAUCUUCUCUAAAAUAACAUUUAAAGAAAUGUUACAUUAACAACUUAAAGUUUCAAUGAGAUAUAUUUUAAGAGGAUUUCAACUAGGGUGGCAUAUGUCUAUCUGGCUUGCAGUGCUAAAUUAUUUUAGCUGAGGAUCCAGUUAACGUCUGUCCUUUAACUGAGAGGAUAAGACAAAGGCUUGACUUCUGUACAUUAGAAUAUCAAUGUUUAAAAGUGAUCAACCGUCUUCAUUCUUUAAAGCACCAUUUGUGCCUUUAGAGACGAAAUUGCAUUGCACGUAGGAUGACACUUCUAUGGUUAUCCUGUGCUUAGUGGCAUUGUGUUCAGCUGAACAGUUAUAUAAUACUUGUGUCAAACAAAAAGAAUACAAGCCGUAGGAUCUUGGCAGUCCUUGUAUACUAGAAAAAGCAGGAACUCACAACCAUUAUAUAUCCUAACUAAUCUGAUUACUGCAUACAGUUUCUUGGCACUUAACAAGCCUUUCAGAUUUUGGAUAUAUUAUUGGAUGUACUUUUUAGUGCAGUGCAAAAUCUACAAAUAGAGCAAAUUAUAUAUUGCCCAGUAACACAGUUAAUGUUGAAAGUGCACUUGUUUCUUAUUUUUAAAGUUGGGGAAACCUCCCUGAUCACUUCUCUUCAUGGUGCUUAGCAUGUUGGCAUUGAAUGCUAACUUGAUUGUUCCAUUAAUUACCUACUGAAUAAUUGUACCCGAAAUCUGUGUGUGUGAUUUUUGUUGUUGCUUGUGUUUGGUUUGAUUUCCUGUAAAAUCUUUGAAAUCAAUUGUAGCGGCUACAGAACAAUCCACCAGCGUAACACAAAAGUCAAGAUAACUCAUCAGCACUUCAAAAGAGAGCAGAUUUUCAAAACUUUCUCUUAUAAAUUGUAAAUUUUAUUUUGUGAAGAAUUUAUUAAGGGGGGAAAUUAUUGUGUAAUUUAUUGAGUUCAUGACUUUUUAAAAAAGAUAAAAAUAAAAGUCUGAAUUGACCCAUGAGUUGUAAUAGUAGCUAAAUGAACUACAUUUUGUUGACUUUUCCAGGAUAGAAAUUUAAUGUGUGAAGAACUAGGUUAGAGAGAUUGAGAUUGAGAUUUUUUGAGUAAGGAUUUAAGUUUGAGCAAAUAUUGACAUAGACUUUCAUUACUGUGCCUAGAAGCAGUUAUGAAAAAUCACAACUGGUUCACAUGGCCUAUUUUAGGAGUCAAUAAAAACAAUAAAAUGAGAGAUGGACAGUUCUGCCAGAUGAUGUAUAGCACAUCUAUAUAUUAUCUACAAACUUGGCUUAACUCUUAAUUCUUAAGCAUUCUGUUAUUGCUAGGAUUACUGUUCUGCUUCUUAAAUACCUGUUCUUCAAGUAAUGUCUUUAUUCAAGCGUCAACAGGCACUCUUCUUGUAUACAAAGCUUGAUCUGAGUGCCUGUUCAGGUUCAGCUGGAGCAACACAGACUCCUUGAUAAUAGUUCUAUUGGACAUGCUUGGCUAUAAAUGUUUAUUUGAUGAGCAAUCUUGUUCACCGUUCAUUUCUGGGAAAGGAGUACAGUAGCCUAAUGUACGUGCCCUGAUUUGCAACACAGUUCCUGGAAAUCAAGUUUAUAUCCAUGACUUAAGAGUACAUUUUGGCUGAUAAAAUUAUCACUGCCUGCUUCUGGUCUGGAAAACAGAUCUGGCCAUUCUCAUUCAUUUUUCAGUGAUUUUAUAUUAGAUUAUUCUACUACACUCUAUAUGGGACUCCCCUUGAAAAUGUUUCAAAUCUUUUGGUAGUGCAAAAGGUAGCUGUUCUAUUUAAUUUUGCUGGAGCUCAUUUUCUUAAAUAAUAACCAAUUGAAAAUUGUGUGUUCUGGCUGCUGACGCAGUUCCAUAUGGAAGUCAAUAGAGGUAUGCUGAUUUUUGUCCUGAAAGGCAGGAUGUAGAAUGAAAUAUCUUCUCUGCUAAGACUUGUUUGCUCUCACAGUUCAGAUACUCUAAGGAGGCCUUGGAAAAGAUGGGUACUAAUGGUACAAUUUUGUGCCUAUUUAUCUAGGAGUAAAUUCUACGGUAUAAAAUGUAAUGAGAAUUGUUCUGUAAAUGUCCUGCAGGGGGAAAAAAACUGUUGUUCCAAAAUAGUACUUAAAAAUGCAUUUGAUGAAAUUGGACCUAGUUAUAACUGCCUAAUCAGAGUAUGAAGUGUAGAGCACGUGCAUUUUGAUAGGUCUGUUGGGUGUCCUGAGGAAUAAAUGUAUGUCCUGAGGAUUUCUUUGAAAGUUUGCCCAUAAGAUAGAUUGGUAGGGGGCCUUGAUAAAUCACCACUGAAUGAAAGAAUGUAGACCAUAAAAUUGUUCCAAAGCAUGUUAUGACUCAUCUUGGUUUUUUUAUGAAUCAAAUCAUGGAUGAGAUUUACUACAUAUUAUUUAAAACUUGAUAAGACAGCAAGGGUCUAGAUAUGUUCUGGUUCAGUCAAAGUUUCUAUAUUAUCCUUCAACCCUGCUGAAUAA
Python bivittatus (Burmese python) is the source of this 5235-nucleotide messenger RNA. Lineage: Eukaryota; Metazoa; Chordata; Lepidosauria; Squamata; Pythonidae. The record is from RefSeq and is a predicted model, not a curated record.